AGAUGUCCGCGCGGCACUACCGCUCACGUGACCCCGCCACAAAGAGGGUGGCCGGUUGCCUCGGCAACGGCCCGGGCGUCGCCACCGUCCCCUCCCGCUUACGGCACGCGGCGAGCGGCAGAAGAGGUCGGCGACGGGGAGCGGCAGAGCGCGCUCCUGCCCCGCUAUGGAGAGGCGGGGGCUGCAAGCGCCCAACGAUAACUCAGAAACUGAAGUGGAGGAGCCCAGCACACCACCAGCUGCUGAACCUUCUGAGGAACAGUCACCUAUAGUUGAACUGCCAGCAUCACUGGAUGACUUAUCUGUGGUUGAAACACCAUCAUCUGCAGACCAGCCACCUGUAGUAGAAUUGCCGGUGUCUAUAGAACAGCUGGUUGUUGAGAAAUCACCAGCAUCUGAGGACCAGUUACCUGUAUUUGAAUUUCCCUCAUCCACAGAGAAUUCACAUGGGGGUGAAUCAUCAGCGUUCCAGAAGCAUUUGCCAGCGGUUGAAUUACCUCUAUCUGAAGUUGAAUUGACAAAAUCUGGGUCCAGAUCUUGUCUGGCUGAAUCACUAGCCUAUGAGGACAGGUCAUCUGUAGCUGAAACUUCAUCAUAUGGCACCAAGUUCUCUGUGCUUGAAUCACCAGCACAUGAGAUCAGAUCAUCUGUGAGUGACUUGCCAGGUUUCAAAGUCAAGAUACACACAUUUGAAUCUGCAGAGGCUGGGGCCAAAACACCUGAGGCUGGGUCAUCAGCAUCUGUAGUCAUGCCAACAGAUAAUAUGAGUGAAAUAUUGGAGCAUUCAAUGGUGUACGAAGACCCCUUGGAAGUCUCCCUUAGGUACAUGGAGAAACAUAAUAUUCUGCAGAUAUUUCAGGAGAUCACAGAAAAACUGGUGUACAAGAAGCCCGAUGACCCCUUGCAGUUCAUGUUGCUGCAGGUAUGGCAUCUUGUUGGGGCUUCACAGAGACUGUCUGUUAGGGCUGCCGCAGAAAGCCAGCUUUGCCGAGCAUGCUGGAAACAUGGUGAACCCAUGAUUAUUUCUCUUACUAUGUGUCUGCUCACUUAGGAGGAGGAGGAGAAGGAGGAGGAGGAGGAGGAGGAGAAGGAGAAGGGAGACAGGGCAGGAGCAGAGUGCCUGGGGUGCAAAGACCCACAUGUGCUCCAAAGGGAGAGGGAGGAGAGGUAUGGGAGGAUGGGUAUGUGGAAGAGCCUAGGGCGGGUUGGGGUGGAUGUGCCCUGGAGACUCUAUCUGAGAGGUGAGGGGAAGUUUAGGGACAGAGGUAGGGCCUAUCUGUGUCCCUGCGCCCCAUCUCUAGCUCCUUCCUUCCAAUACUGGGAUGGAAUGUCUCUCCUGCCUGCCCACCCCUGCUCAAGAGAGCUGUCUCUGCUGAUCCUGGGAGAGCUUUAAAACACAGGAAAUUCAAAGUCUGUGGAGUGAGCAAUAGUUUGGGAGUGAAUUAGAGAGAAGGAGUAUGAGCAGCUCCUUGGGGAAAGGAGGUUAAAGGAAAAAGUGAAGCCAGAGAAACAGAGGGGAUCCUUUCUUUCACUGCCCUCAAGUCAGUCAGCACAGCCUCUGUGAUUUGUUGCUGGGUUUGCCUUGUACAGAAGUGUACAGAGCCUGCAGAGGGACGGCAAGGUCAGUUCUGGGCUUUGGAGGUAGGAUAUUAGACUCCCCAAAUGACCCUUUUCCUUUUACUCCUGCCCAGGUACAAUCUAUGAUAAAUGCCAGGCAGGCAGAAAUGGAGGGAAUGUUGGAGGAGGACGAAGAUGCGGAGGUGUUUUUUUGACAGGUCCUGUGCACUCCUUUUGGCCCCAACUGACCUUGCUAAUGUGGUGUUGCACAGGGCCUUGCCAGCACCAUGCUUUUGCAGUCUGUGGAAGUAACUUUGAACAAGCUUGCUGAUACCUCUGCUUCCUGGAUUCUCUAUUCUGUGUGCUGUGCUUCCAACCCUUGGGUUUAAAUCCUGCAACCAUGUAUUGAUUUGGAUGCACAAACUCCCUUAAAGAGCUCAUGAAUAUGUCUGCGUGUAUGGCACAUCUCGAGAAGGCAGGUCUGCUGAAUUCUUUUGUGGUUUAUACAUACAAAUGCACAAAUCCCACAUUUAGGCCACCCCUCGACUACUUUUCUGUGCAAAGAAACCUGGCUCAGACAAUACAAACACAAAAGCAAUUAGAAUUAAAAAGCAGCCCUGGAUGACCAAGAGCCCUUUUUCACGCUGCUUUGAUGGGUUACUAUCUCCAGCUAUGCAGUAGCUAAUGCCCAUCUAACACUUUGAAGUCUGUCUUGAGAGCAGCUGGGUCUGUGGUUCUCCCCCUGCCCUCAGAGCUCCUCUGAUGCAAGGAGCUGUCCUGGUACCUCUUGGUACCAGCUGCCUCAUCCUUAGUCAUCCCUGAUUUUUUGUGUUGCCCUGCCUGUAUCAUUGCAAGUAUAAGUGUAUAUUUUGAUAAACAGAGCUGUAAAGCAACAGUUGCAGGCACUCUGUGGCUUCAGAAGUCAUUGCCUCUCCAGAAUGUGGGAGAUGAAUAAAAGUAAACAAACCAAAAACAAGCUCUGGUAGGCCAGGAAAUUGAGAGAUAUAGUACACUUUGCAAACAUGUCAUUUGCACUGUCAUUAAUUCUCAGAACACUUAUGAUCCUCAUUUUCAUAGUAUCCAAGUGUCUGUGUCCACCCUCUAAAGGAAGUUUAUUUUUCUUUUCCUUGUCUCUCGCCUGAAGACUAUCGAAAUGUGCAAUAGAGCGUACUGGUAUUUUGGCUUCAUUUCUUAUGUAUGUGCAAUAGAUGCCAGAAAGCUGUUCUGUCACCACAGACUUUUCUCUUUUUUAGGCAAGUGCUCAAAUUCCAUGAUGGAUGGUAACGUGUUCCCAAAUGAUUGUCUCCAGGGCUAUGAAAAAAGCACUACAGAAACUUAUCUCCCAUCUAUCUGUUUUCAGUUAAAAGUCUGACAAUUAGGUUGUGUGAUACUCCAUGAUAGAGCUUAGUCCCAAAAAGUUUGGGAAACACUGAAGCAAGUAUUUGGUAUACAAAUUCUGUGUCUGAGAAGAGCUGCCUCUCUAUCCAAGGCUCUCAACAAAGAUUAGCUAACUCAUGUGUUUCCAGGUUAAAAGCAGGCAUCCCUUCCAAGCACCCCUGUCAUUCAUAGAACGGGAAGGUUUUCAAGCUACUGCAAGCCUGAAGAUACCUAAAGAUUGAGAUAAGAUCUUCAUGGGUUUUAUAACGGUUUUACUGUAGACUUAGGCAGCUAGGUCCCAUUGAAAUACUGAGAUGCUUUUGAAAGCCCUAAGUAUCUUCACCAAGUGGAAGAAUUGGACCCUUCAUGCAAAAAAGGGAGUGAUUGUUUUUCAGCCUGGUAUUUAAUUGAUCAAGGAUUUCUAAGUGGCCUUGUACAUGCACUCCCUGUGAAUGCAAGGAAAGUGCCAAUGCACCUCUGUAAAAGAAGGAGAAAUGAAUGGAAGAUGAUCAAUAUCACAUGGAGAUAUUGACUGAGGCCUUUUCAUGUCUAUGGUAUCUAGUCAACAUAUUUUCCGAGAGACAGAGAAGUUGGCAUGUCUUGAAUUUUGUUGUAGAACAGGAUUAAGGUGCUUUGGGGUACAGCCUUAGCUCUGAAUUUCCUAGUUUUCUAGGAAAUUCAUUUUGUGUGUUGUACUUUGUUAUUCUCUUUUAUUUGUUAAAACUUGUGAGCUGUGAUAUGUUGUCCCGAUCCAAUAUAUGGAAGGUUUCGUUACGAUCCCAAGGACGAGAUUAAGACGCUAAAACUGGUCAAAUAUCGUACAACCUUUUAGCUUUAUUUUCCACGAAGUGGGGAGAAAAGGUGAGGAAAAGCAAAGGAGAGGGGGAAAAGGGUAAGGGGAAAAGAUAGAGAAAGUUGGAAAAGGAGAAAAGAAACUAGCUACUGCCACUCCGAGUCCGAUGAUGUUCCGCUGACUCCAUUCAGGAUCUCCACUCGUCGCAAACAAGCCCCAUCCCCAUUCACACAGUCUGCAGUUUUUGUAGGUUCUUGCCCCACCUCUGGGAGGUGCUUCCUCACUUCCCAUGCAGAUUAGCUGUCGUGCGCAGUCCACCCUCUCGGAACCUUCCAGAAACGGGCUGGGGGCAUCUGGGGGGUCUCCUGCUCAUGCGCAGAUCGCAAAUGUGUACGUGCGGUUCGUGCCAGACGUGCCGUUCCCCUAGAAGCCUUCUUCUGCCCCUUUUCACGCCUUUUUUCCCUGCGCGGGCACAUGAGGUUGUUUACCUCGCGGACAGCUCCCGGGGGCGCCGGCGCAGCAUUGCCUGGUGUGCUUCGGCGGCGGCAGCAGCAAUGUCGAGACAGAACCGCAUUUAGUACCGGUUCUCUACAUAUGUCCUUCGACUACAGGGACAUGCCCGCAACUUUAUAUUGGCAUUAAUGGAGUUUUGCAAGGAAAGCUCCUUAAAUUCUCUUUCAGGUAACCAAAGUCAACUGGAAAGUAACCUUCUUCUAACAGAUGCCAGAAGUUUGCAUGAGAGGCCCUACCCAGCAUUUCUCAGCAAUCUCAGGGGCGAAAAUAUUCCUUUGGUGGCCUAGCCACCUUAUCUCAUGCUACUAAAGUUGCUGCAUGGUGGCAGAAGUCUUGUCUGGUGCACAUAAAAAGAGCUCUCCUUUUAAUUUCCUAGGAUCAAGGUCCCUCUCUUAUGAGAAGCAACAGCUGUGUAGAAAUGUGGCUCCACUCUGGAUAGCUGUGCAAGCCUGUAAUUGUCUUUGUGUAGAUAACAAGAGAUUGGAGAAGGCAGUAGGCCAAGGAUGACCCUUCUGCUCUCACAGACUUAGUGGGGAGUUGACACAGCUCUGAACAGAACUUUGAGCAGGACUUUUUUUUGACAGGAAAGCUUGGGGAAACCACUGAGAACCUUCUGAAAAUUUUUCCCUUCCUUCUCCUCAAGUCUCUCAGAUGACUGGAUUAUAUUUUGAGCUGCAUUUUUCAAGAAAAAUAAGCUAGGAACUUACAUUUAUGAAAGCAAAAAAGCAUGCCCCAGAAACUCUGCAGAUUGUUGUGUUUAGGCUAAUACAACAGAGCUGUCCUUUGUGAUUUUCUUCAAGGUUUUGCUGAAAAAUGCAACCUCACAUUACACCACUAAUAUACCACUGGUGGGUGGGUGUGUUUAGGCUUUUCUGUGGUGAAGAAAGGCAGAAAAGUUACAUUUAAAAUGGAAAUGUUUACUGUGGUCUUAAUUCCACAGUGACUGUCCCUAUUCCAUAAUUUCCUUCCCAAACCAAUGGAUCCAUGUUUCUUGUUCAUAAGUGGAGAUUUAUCAACAUGACAUUAAACUGUCAUUAAAUUUCUUGCCUUGGGUACUCUGAAGGAAUUAGCAGUUCUUUGUGUGUAACCGAAACUAUUCCAUAUAAGUCCUUAUGGCAUGCUAGUCACUGUAUAUUUGAAUACCCUCCAGUAGUGUGCUAAGCAACGUGACUAACAUCUGUUGUUUGUUCUUUCCUCGUUUCCACAGUGGAGAUGUGUGUGCACUGAAGUGCAUUCUUUUUAAUGGGGUAUUUUGUUUUUUUACCCACACCUGUGUAUUGCUGUGUGUUUCUAAUGGAUAGAAAAAGGUCAUGGAGUGGAAGGUGGGGAAGCUGGAGAUAUUUUGUAGUUCCCAAGGGUGUUUGUUCUGUAGUUUGAGCUGGGCACCAAGGAAGUGUAGUCUUUGCACAGACAAGAUUUGCUGAUCCAUGAACUGACACAGAAACAUGCUAUUCUGUUCAGCUGGCAAAUAGCACGGUCUCAUGCUACACAGACUAUUUCUAUUGUGAACCUUGUAUUCCUCCAGAAGCAGGAUUGAGAGGGACUAACCACAGAGAAAUUGUAUUCACCUUGAAAACAAUGUCUUGGAUCAGAAUGCCAGAUUCCUUUCUGCCAUCUCUGUACAGAGCUUGAAACAACUCAGGUGUCCAAGCAAUACUAAAGUCACCUGCGUCACCACCUCUAACCAAAUUGCAAAAGAAUGUUGCAACUGCUGAUUAAAUAUCCCUUUGAAAAGUU
Messenger RNA from Dromaius novaehollandiae (emu), 5977 nucleotides. RefSeq names its product testis expressed 55 (gene TEX55). The record is from RefSeq and is a predicted model, not a curated record. NCBI's taxonomy places the organism in Eukaryota, Metazoa, Chordata, Aves, Casuariiformes, Dromaiidae. Gene Ontology annotation, cellular component: nucleus. Bases 167 to 1051 code for a protein of 294 amino acids. The transcript is spliced from 3 exons.